GUACGGCUCUGAGGGUGGAGGUUUCUCCAAUCCAGGAUCGUCUGCUGAUACCUUCUAUAUAAGAGAAUUCUCCUGGAUGACCCAUCAACCAUGGAGAGAGACAGGAACAAGAUGGCCGACAGGAUCAUAAACCUCACCCUACAGAUACUCUUCCGGCUUACUGGAGAGGAUUACACAGUAGUGAAGAAGUCCUCUAGUGGGCGCUGUCGGGCCCCUGUGUGUGAAGGAUGGGGAAGAACCCGGAGCCCAUUCCCGGGGCCCCCACCUCACUCCCUGAUACAUGAGGAAAUGGAUGAACAGAAGAUCCUAGAACUGAUCAACAAGAUGAUGGAGCUGCUGACUGGAGAGGUUCCUAUAAGGUGUCAGGACGUGGCGGUCUAUUUCUCCAUGGAGGAGUGGGAGUAUGUAGAAGGACACAAGGAUCAGUACAAGGAUCAGGUCAUGAUGGAGGAUCAGCAGCCCCUCACAUCAGCAGUCAGAUCCAGUAAGAGAAAAGCACCAGAGAGGUGUCCCCAUUCUCUUGAGAAGCAGUAUAAGGAAGACAUUCCUACAGGGAAAGAUCUGAUCUAUAUUAAUGCUACAGACAUGAAGGAAGAAGAAGAGACAGAUAUGAGUGGUGAUGAGCAGUAUAAGGAAGACAUUCCUACGGAGAAAGAUCUGAUCUAUAUUAAUGCUACAGACAUAAAGGAAGAAGAAGAGACAGAUGUGAGCAGUGAUGAGCAGUAUAAGGAGGACAUUUCUACAGGGAAAGCUGUGAUCUAUAUUAGUGCUACAGACAUAAAGGAGGAAGAAGAGACAGAUGUGAGCGGUGAUGAGCAGUAUAAGGAGCACAUUCCUUCAGGGAAAGAUCUGAUCUAUAUUAAUGCUACAGACAUAAAGGAAGAAGAAGAGACAGAUGUGAGCAGUGAUGAGCAGUAUAUGAAGGAAAUUCCUACAGGGAAAGAUCUGAUGUAUAUUGUUGCAACAGACAUAGAGGAAGAAGAAGAGACAGAUGUGAGCAGCGAUGAGCAGUAUAAGGAGGACUUUCCUUCAGGCAACCGCCCAGAUGACUGUACCAGGAGAUCAGAGGAGAAUCUUAUAUCUUCAGAUUAUAAAGCAGAUGAUGAUAUCACACAAGAUACAUAUGAAGAACAUUCCAUUAUCCCAGAUACACCCUCAGCCCUUCACAGCCAAGAUCUCUCAUCUGAUCCUGUUAUACAAGUCCGACCUAAAGAUUCAUCUCAGUCUGUUAAACAAAAUAACGAGAAGAUAUUUUCAUGUCAAGAAUGUGGAAAAUGUUUUAUUCGGAAAUCAAAUCUUAUCUUACAUCAAAGAACUCACACCGGAGAGAAGCCAUUUUCAUGUGCAGAAUGUGGGAGAUGUUUUACUCACAAAUCAGAUCUUGUUAAACAUCAAAGAAUUCACACAGGAGAGAAGCCAUUUUCAUGUUCAGAAUGUGGAAAAUGUUUUAGUCGGAAAUCAGAUCUCGUUAAACAUCAAAGAAUUCACACAGGAGAGAAGCCGUUUUCGUGUUCAGAAUGUGGGAAAGGUUUUACUGACAAAUCAGAUUUUAUUAAACAUCAAAGAACUCACACAGGUGAGAGGCCAUUUUCAUGCUUAGAGUGUGGAAAAUGUUUUACUCAGAAAUCAUAUCUUGUUCAACAUCAAAAAAAUCACACAGGAGAUAAUCUAUUUCCAUGUUCAGAAUGUGGAAAAUGUUUUACUCUGAAAUCAGUACUUAUCAGACAUCAAAGAACUCACACAGGAGAGAAGCCAUUUUUAUGUGCAGAAUGUGGAAAACGAUUUACUGACCAAUCAGAUUUUGUUAAACAUAAAAGAACUCACAUAGGUGAGAAGCCAUUUUCAUGUUCAGAAUGUGGGAAAUGUUUUACUCAGAAAUCUGUUCUUGUCAAACAUCAAAUUAGACACACAGGAGAGAAGCUGUUUUCAUGCUCAGAAUGUGGGAAAGGUUUUACUAACCAAUUAACUCUUUUCGAACACCAAAGGACUCACACAGUAGAGAAGCCAUUUUCAUGUUCAGAAUGUGGAAAACAUUUUACUCAGAAAUCAGUACUUAUCAGACAUUCGAGAACUCACACAGGAGAGAAGCCAUUUUCAUGUUUAGAAUGUGGAAAAUAUUUUACUCAGAAAUCAAUACUUAUCAGACAUUUAAGAAUUCACACAGGAGAGAAGCCAUUUUCAUGUUCAGAAUGUGGAAAAUAUUUUACUCAGAAAUCACAUCUUGUUAAACAUCACAUAACUCACACAGGAGAGAAGCCAUUUUCGUGUUCAGAAUGUGGAAAAUGUUAUACUGAGAAAUUAUCACUUUUCAGACAUAGAAGAAUUCACACAGAAGAGAAGACAAUUCAGACCAAAGCCAAGAUGCCCGGGGUUUGCAGCAAGGGUGAAGAUAUGAACAAUAUAAAUGCUCCAGAGACAGAUAUGAGUGGUGUUGAGCAGUAUAAGGAGGACAUUCAUGCAGCGGAAGAUCUGAUCUAUGUUAACACUACAGACAUAAAGGAAGAAGAAGAGACAGAUGUGAGCGGUGAUAAGCAGUAUAAGAAGGGCAUUACUAUAGGGAAAGAUCUGAGCUAUAUUAAUGCUACAGACACAAAGGAAGAAAAAGAAGAAGAAGAGACAGAUGUGAGCGGUGAUGAGCAGUAUAAGGAGGACAUUCCUGCAGGGAAAGAUCUGAUCUAUAUUAAUGCUACAGACAUAAAGGAAGAAGAAGAGACAGAUGUGAGCGGUGAUAAGCAGUAUAAGAAGGGCAUUCCUACAGGGAAAGAUCUGAACUAUAUUAAUGCUACAGACACAAAGGAAGAAGAAGAAGAGACAUAUGUGAUGGGUGAUGAGCAGUAUAAGGAGGACAUUCCUUCAAGGAAAGAUCUGAUCUAUAUUAAUGCUACAGACAUAAAGAAAGAAGAAGAAGAGACAGAUAUGAGGGGUGAUGAGCAGUAUAAGGAGGACAUUCCUACAGGGAAAGAUCUGAUCUAUAUUAAUACUACAGACAUAAUAGUAAAAGAAGACAAGACAGAUGUGAGCGGUGAUGAGCAGUAUCAGGAGGACAUUCCUACAAGGAAUGAUUUGAUCUAUAUUAAUGCUAUAGACAUAAUAGUAAAAGAAGAAGAAGAGACAGAUGUGAGCGGUGAUGAGCAGUAUAAGGAGGACAUUCCUACAGGUAAUCGCCCAGAUGACUGCACCAGGAAAUCAGAGGAGAAUCUUAUAUCUUCAGAUUAUAAAGCAGAUGAUGAUAUCACACAAGAUACAUAUGAAGAACAUUCCAUUAUCCCAUGGCAAAAUAAGGAGAAGCUAUUUUCAUGUUCAGAAUGUGGAAAAUGUUUUACUGAGAAAUCAUCUCUUGUGAAUCAUCAAAGUACUCACACAGAAGAGAAGCCAUUUUCAUGUUCAGAAUGUGGGAGAUGUUUUACUGAGAAAUCAUCUCUUGUGAAUCAUCAAAGAACUCACACAGGGGAGAGGCCAUUUUCGUGUUUAGAAUGUGGGAGAUGUUUUACUCACAAAUCAGAUCUUGUCAAACAUCAAAGAUUUCACACAGGGGCGAAGCAGUUUUCUUGUUCAGAAUGUGGAAAACAUUUUACUCAGAAACAAUAUCUUGUUACACAUCAAAGAACUCACACAGGAGAGAAGCCAUUUUCAUGUUCAGAAUGUGGAAAAUGUUUUACUAAGAAAUCAUCUCUUGUUACACAUCAAAAAAUUCACACAGGGGAGAAGCCAUUUUCAUGUCCAGAAUGUGGAAAAUGUUUUUCUGAGAAAUCAUCUCUUGUUACACAUCAAAAAACUCACACAGGAGAGAAGCCAUUUUCAUGUUCAGAAUGUGGAAAAUGUUUUGUUAAGAAAUCAUCUGUUGUUGAACAUCAAAAAAUUCACACAGGGGAGAAGCCAUUUUCAUGUCCUGAAUGUGGGAGAUGUUUUACUUUGAAAUCAUCCCUUGUUACACAUCUAAGAACUCACACAGGAGAGAAGCCAUUUUCCUGUGCAGAAUGUGGGAGCUAUUUUACUCUGAAAUCAUCUCUUGUUAAACAUCAAAGAAUUCACACAGGAGAGAAGCCAUUUUCAUGUUCAGAAUGUGGGAAAUGUUUUUCUCAGAAAUCACACCUUGUUAUACAUCAAAAAAACCACACAAGAGAGAAGCAAUUUUCAUGUGAAAAAUGUGGAAAAUGUUAUACUCAGCAAUCAUCUCUUAUCAAACAUCAAAUUAGUCACACAAAGGAAAAGCCAUUUUCAUGUGAAAAAUGUGGAAAAUGUUUUACUCUAAAUGUAAUUCUUGUUGAACAUGAAAGAACUCACACAGAAGAGCCAUUUUCAUGUUCAGAAUGUGGGAAAUGUUUUGCCCAGAAAUCGCAUCUUGUUAAACAUAAAAAAAAUCACACAAGAGAAAAGCCAUUUUCCUGUUCACAAUGUAAGAAAUGUUUUAUAUAUGAAUCACAUCUUGUAGCACAUCAAGUAAUUCACACAAGAGAGAAGCAGCCAUUUCCAUGUUUAGAAUGUGGAAGAAUUUUUACUCACAAAUCAGGUCUUGAUAAACAUCAAAUACAUCACACAGGAGAGAAGCCAUUUUCAUGUGCAGAAUGUGGGAAAUGUUUCACUGAGAAAUCAAUACUUAUGAGACAUAUGAGAGUUCACACAGGAGAGAGACCAUUUCCAUGUGCAGAAUGUGGGAAAUGUUUUACUGAUAAAUCAAUACUUAUGAGACAUCUAAGAAUUCACACAGGAGAAAGGCCAUUUUCAUGUUCAGAAUGUGGAAUGAAUUUUACUCAGAAACCACAUCUUGUUAAACAUCAAAUAACUCACACAGGCAUGAAGCCAUUUACAUGUUCAGAAUGUGGGAAAUGUUUUACUGAGAAAUCAAAUCUUAUCAAACAUCUAAGAAUUCACACAGGAGAGAAGACAAUUACGAGCAAUAAAUGAUGCAGAUAACAAAUCUAUAUAUUAACCAUGUACAUAGGAUAUCUGACAUUUAUACAUAUAUCAUAUACUGCAUCUCCAAACUUGUUCCCAAUUGUUAAUAAAAGUUUUCUUUUAGAACGUAGUCACCGAUCCAGCGAUGUCAUCACUAUAGUUUACAUGGUAGGAAAAGAGUGUGAUAUAUGGUUGUGAUAUUCACUGCUCCUCAUGGAGAAGACCCAACAGGCAUAAUCCAUGGGGAGCUGCUACUGGAGACCCAAACACCUCAGAGAGAAGGGACUUAUUCCAGUGAUGAAGAAUUCCAGGACAUGACCAGAUUAGAGACACAAAAUCACUUCUAUCUUCUGGCUUCUAGGACAUUCUGCAGUGACACCUUCAGAGGUAGGUGAAGGGACCUCCGUUUGCCAUCUUGGCUGAUCUUAUCCCCAGGGUUUGCCAUUAGAAAGCCACAUUGCCUCAGGUGCCGUGAUCAGUAUUGACCAUGACAUCUGAGGUGUUAAAGGCAGGUGAGAAGUGUCUGGCUCAGUGAAAGCUUUGACCAUGUCCUGCUCUGCCACGGACCUGCCUGCUCAGCAAAAUGCUGGCCAAGACAGGACACCACUGUGGACCGGCUGUGUGGGCAGGCCCUGCUCCGAUGCGUUGUCUUGGAAUUGGGAAGAAGAGACAAGCAGUGGGGGAUUGGAGGUCACCAGACUGGAAACUAUGACUGGAACAGGGUAGGUGAGUGUUGUUUGUUUAAAAAGCCCCCCACCCCCACCUUCUCCCCCAGAGGCAACAUGUUAACCCUUAAAGGACAUCGGACAUAAAUGUACCUUCUGAUGCGCUAGGGCUUAAUACACGAGGAUGUAUAUUUAUGUCCAUUGCACAGGAGCUAUGCUCCCUUCAUACACGGCAGGUCCUGGCUGCAUGACUGUUGGGAGAAAAUCAUCCAGAAUGGUGGACAAAAGUCUCCUCACCUGCCUCCACCGCUCUCCCGGGGUCUUCUCUGGUCUGCCUUCCAGCAGACCAGAGAAGUAGAUCACCAAUAAUGCUGAUCAGUGCUAUGCCUAUGUAUAAUACUGAACAGUAUUAGCAAUCUAAAGAUCUAUAUACAUGUUAAAAAAGAAGUAAAAAAAGAAAAACUUCCAAUUGCCCCUUUUUCCCAUUUUACCCAAAAAAGUUAAUAAAAAUGAAUUCCCAUAUUUGGUAUCGCUGCGUGCAUAAAUUUCCGAUGAUAUUGUAUGCUGAACGGUGUAAACAUUUUUUAAAAAGUCAAAAAUUGCUGCUUUUCUGUUACAUCACAUUCCCAAAAAUUUUAUAAAAAGGAGUCAAAUAUAUGCAAAAGUGGUACAAAAAAUAAAAUACAGAUUGCGGAGCAAAAAAUGAGCCUCAUACAGCCCCGUAUAUGGAAAAAUGAUAAAGAUAUAGGGGUCGGAAUGGGGCGAUUAUAAACAUACAAAAAAAAAGUUUAGAGUUUUUUUUUUUUUAAGCAGUAUAAUAAAAGAAAUGAGAAUCAUUUUAAUCGUAUUGACCCACAGAAUAAAAAGAACGUGUCAUGAAAAUGAAACAUUCCAAAAUUUGCAAUAUUAUGAUUUUCUUUUCAAUUUCCCCACACAAAUAAAAACAUUUUUUUUUUGUUUGGCCGUACAUUUUAUGUUUAAAAUUUGUGAUUUCAUUAAAAAGUUCAACUGGUCACACAAAAACAAUAAACCAUCCUCAAUACCUUGCUACUCAAUUUACAAAUUAAUAAUAACAUAAUACUGGUAAAUACAAAUAAAUAAUAACAAUACUGGUAAGUACAAGUAAAUAAUAAACAUAAUACUGGUAAAUACAAAUAAAUAAUAAACAUAAUACUGGUAAAUAUAAUAACCAUAAUACUGGUAAAUACAAGUAAAUAAUAAACAUAAUACUGGUAAAUACAAAUAAAUAAUAAACAUAAUACUGGUAAAUAUAAUAACCAUAAUACUGGUAAAUACAAUUAAAUUAUAACAAUAAUACUGGUAAAUACAAAUAAAUAAUAAAUAUAAUAUUGAUAAAUAUGUGAUAUCCCAGUACAGGACAUGGUCCCGCACUACACUUAGGCCCUGUCAGGUUGAGUCCCUCAGUGACCUGGGGGCUCUCCUGCAGUGUCUCCUCUGCUGUUACUAUAGUGUCAUUUAUUGUCAUGGGAUUGUAGUCAGUGUAUUCAUGUAUAGCUAGUCUAAAGGACCUGUGAGAGGUCAUAUGUUAUCACAUGAUGUUACCCAGGGGGCACCAGUUUAACACAUGACCCGCAGCUUGACCAGUGGGCUUUGGCUCAGCCCCCCUCUAUAUAAGGGGCGGUCAUUACAAUUCUCUCUCUUCCAUCACUUUACUGAGACCAGAAAACACCAGAGAUCUCAGUGCUAGUGUCCAGUACCUGGAAGGCCUCAAAUGUACAGUCAUUCCAGUAAGUCCAGUCUAUGUCUGCUGUCACUAUCUACAGUCCUGUCAAGCCUAAAGUCUAUUACAAGUAUAAUUGGUCCCAGCAAGCUGCGAGGUCCUUCUGUGUUCCUGGUCACCUCUCUGGGAUUCUGGCCUAGAUGUGAAGAUAAUAACACCUAUCUGACCUCAGUAAAGCCUCCGUUAAGCCAUAACUCGGUUGUGGACUCUCCUUUCACUGCCUAGCCAUACCGUUCAUGUGGUUCCGGUACCCAAAAACCACUCUGACAUCACAAACAGUAGGGUUUAAUAACACCUUGCCCCUGGGGUUAAUAACAUCUUGCCCCAUCCACCUACACCCCGUGGUCCCACCAUCACCGUGGGUCACCACAUUCUUGGCGUCAAAAACAGGAUACGGUGUGUGCCUUAACCACCAAGUCAAGUCACCGUUAUCAAGUUAAGGGUGUGUGCCAUAAGCAAAGUACUGCAAGUCCCCCCCCGUCCCGCCAGUCUGAACUGUGCCCAAGUGAAAAAUCACAUGCAGUUGAGAAAAAGUGUACGCCACGAGAUUGUACGGGACUGUGUUACUAAAGUGUGUUUUUUCUGUGGCGUGGAUAAAGUAGUGGGAGAGGUGAAGGAGAGACUGUUAAUUGUUAUUGCCCAGUGUGUGGAGUCAGUACCGGAAGAGGUUAAACACUCCGAUGUUUCCCACUCAUGGGAACGGUCACAGCUCCGCCCAGUCAGUCCCCAGUGGUGACGCCUCUUCAGUGUGCAAGCCGGAACUAAAGAUCCACCCCGUGUUGCAAGGGGGGGGGGGGAAGACUUUGCCAACCGGACCAAACAGGAAGUUCCCUGGGCUCAGCCAUAUUGAAGGUUCCGGCGGCUGCGUCCGGCUCAGUGGAAUCCUCCGCAACAAGUCUCCGGUAGCGGUCAAUGUUAACCCCUCAGUGCCCAAGUAAGUCCACGGGCACUUGCUGCAUAGUAGGGGGCACACUACCUGGAGGGUUCUUGCUAAUCAAAAGUUAACCCGCUGCAGUCUAUUGCCAAGCAUCUUAAAGAGACAGCGCACUCAAGUGACGGUGCACUCAAAUCCUCUUAAAGCAAUAGCGCACUCUCUUCUUAAAGCGACAGCGUACUCAAAUCUUCUUAAAGUGGACAGUACACUCAAUGAGAUCGACAACAUGUUAGCACCUAGCUUUAGAGUGGCUCGGUGAAAGUGCCCCUCCAUCACCAGCAGCGGGAACAUCUACUACACCAGCGGUAGGGGUCCUUCCGGUCCCACUUGCAGUCCAUGUCAAUCAGGUGGGUACCCCAGCAACAGCACCAGUAUUUCUGGGGAACCCUGUCCUCCCUACCUACAACGGAGACCCCUUCACCCUGAGGGAUUUCAAGGAGAAUAUUCAGAGCUUGUUUGUCUUUUACUCUCUCCCCCCUAAUCAACAGAUCCCGUUGCUCACAGGACAACUACAAGGACCAGCACUUGAGGAAGUCCGCACCUAGCCUGCCUCCGAGAAGGCGACGGUAGAACAGAUCUUCAAGGGGUUAUAUCAGGUAUUUGAGUCACACUCGCCGACGGAGGUACGCCUCCGGUUGUACGAGAGGCGACAGAAACCAGGUGAGACUUUGAGAGCUUACGCAGUAGCCUUACAAAAUGCCCUAGAGACUGUUCAAAAGCUAGACGGUAGUACCCCCGAUCAGGGUACCAAAGUAUUGAUGGACAGGAUUAUUGAUGGGGUUCAUAAUAAAUGGGACAAAGUUCAGUUGAGGAUGUUAGCGGUACAAAACCCCAAUUUGUCCUUCUCUGCUUUUAAGAGACUGGCUAUUCAGGUUAUAGAGUCCGGGACUGAGUCGGAAGAGAGUUAUGCCCCUAUGCCAGGACCCCUUGGUACGGCAGCUGGCCUCAUGCCACCGCCUCAGCAUCCAAUACCCUACCAGCCUCCACAGCCUCAGAAUUUAAGAGUGUCAAACAGGACAUUGAACAAUUGACUCAGGAUGUGAAGGUACUUGCCAGUCAGGCCGCUCAGGCCAACAGUGAGCCGCCCCUACCUAAGAGACCUGUAUCUGCUCCUGCCCCUCGUCAAGCUAACUCCCGCAGUAAUCCGCCCAUAGGCCCCCAGGGACUCAAAGGGCCUUUUGCACCUAUUGCAACAAACCUGGACAUUGGAAAGUACAAUGUUGGGGUUUAAACGGAUUUCCCCUGAGGUCGCGGACCGGCCCUCAGGAAAGCAGAUAUCGGGUCCCAACCCAGUACAAUGUAAGUCAGGACUCUCAUUAUACGUUGCCCCCUGCCCCUAUGUAAAAGUCGUUGUAGAGGGUAUCCAGUAGGAGGCGUUAAUAGAUACGGGGCGCAAGUGUCCACUAUAUCUAAAGGCAUGUUUUACAAGUAUUGUAAUGCUAAUCUGUUGU
Messenger RNA from Hyla sarda, 9687 nucleotides. Its product is annotated as oocyte zinc finger protein XlCOF7.1-like. Gene Ontology annotation, biological process: regulation of DNA-templated transcription. Bases 91 to 4905 code for a protein of 1604 amino acids. The transcript is spliced from 9 exons. Lineage: Eukaryota; Metazoa; Chordata; Amphibia; Anura; Hylidae. The record is from RefSeq and is a predicted model, not a curated record.